This is a messenger RNA of Microplitis mediator, 3797 nucleotides long. RefSeq names its product all trans-polyprenyl-diphosphate synthase PDSS1 (gene qless). Gene Ontology annotation, molecular function: prenyltransferase activity. Gene Ontology annotation, biological process: ubiquinone biosynthetic process; isoprenoid biosynthetic process. Gene Ontology annotation, cellular component: transferase complex; mitochondrion. The record is from RefSeq and is a predicted model, not a curated record. The transcript is spliced from 10 exons. The coding region runs from base 740 to 1978 and encodes 412 amino acids. NCBI's taxonomy places the organism in Eukaryota, Metazoa, Arthropoda, Insecta, Hymenoptera, Braconidae.
UCUUAAAAUGCGAAGUCCGAAAUCCAAAAUCCAAAAAUUAUCUCCGCAGUAACUACUCGAGAUACUUUUUCUAUCGGCACCUAGAUGUCAGCACCCGCUCAAAAUGAAACCAGCUGACUGCAAAUAAUUUUUUUUUAUUUCGUAAUUCGUACUCGUGUGUUAAGUGAUUGCGUGUGAUUGUGUACCAGCUCGCGGUUAUUCCUCACCCUCAAUUUCAUCAAUGAAAAAAAAAGUGUCACACCAGCAGCACAAGCCACAACAACAUCAGCAUCUCCAUCGCAGGAAUUGUAAUAAAUACUCUAAAUUAUUUUUCUAUCUAGGGCACCCUGGUGCUGUCAUCCACGACCUAGACCUGCGACACCUUCACUUUUUCUUAAACCAGGUCAAUUAUCUUCACAAUCAAGACAAUUAUUAUUAGAAGCAACUAAAAAAAAAUCAUCAUCAUCAUCAUCAAGAAAUUGAAAAUCAUCUUCUAGAUCAUCAACCAGGACAACAAAAAGGUUUAAAUUCCGAUGUCUGUAUGUCUGUCAGUGCUCUAGAGUGAAGUUGAGGGUAGAGGAUAGAGGUAGUAUUUAAAAUAAAGUGGGGGAAUAGGUUUUUGAUGAAUAAAAGGUGGGGAAAGACGGUGAUGGUUAUACUCUCGAGAGUAAGUUUGAAAGUUCUCAUUACUCGGGACGUUGUUCUACCAGACAACGUGUUUUUUAUUUAUUAUUGAUACAUAGAUACGCGUGUACGUGUUAUGGCGUGUAUUGCGGGUUCAUCGGGUCGGCUCUGUGCUCGGGUCGAAAAAUUGUGCCAACAGUCUGGACGUUUUGUCCACUUUCGCACCAGGAAAAUUACCACAACAGGUGUUAACAAAUUACACCAACAAGUGCAACAUCCUAUUAAUCUAGUUCAAUCAUGUCGGCAACGAAACGAAAGAACCCGAGAUCAAAGUAUUACGACACCACGUGCUAUGAGUUCGAUACAAACACAACAGCCUGGAUCAUUACCUGACGUACAUGUAGAUCCGUAUCGAUUGAUAGAAGAUGAUCUUAAAUAUGUAUAUGAUGACAUACGACGGGAGCUCAUCAGAAACACAACAGUUACAGAAUUACAAGAAAUAGCAACGUACUACUUUGAUGGGCAGGGAAAGGCUUUGAGACCAAUGGCAGCAAUACUUAUGGCACGAGCCAUCAAUUACCACAAGGAAAGAAAUGAUCUCUUGCCAUCACAACGACAAGUCGCGUUGAUAGCAGAGAUGAUUCAUGGCGCAUCAUUAAUUCAUGACGACGUGAUUGAUCAAUCGGACUAUCGCCGAGGAAAAGAUUCUGUUAAUGUUAAAUGGAGUCAAAAAAAGGUAACAAUGGCAGGUGAUUUUAUUCUUGCAGUGGCCUCAAUGAUGAUAGCAAGAUUGAGGAAUGAUGAAGUUACGCUUACUCUCAGUCAGGUCGUUACGGACUUAGUACAAGGAGAGUUUAUGCAACUGGGAUCUAAAGAAACAGAAAAUGAACGAUUCGCGCACUACCUCACGAAAACGUAUAGAAAAACCGCGAGUUUGAUCGCUAAUUCUGCCAAAGCUGUCGCGAUGUUGGGAGGUGCGGACGAAAAAUUAUCAGAUGUAGCUUUCCAAUAUGGCAGAAAUAUUGGUCUGGCAUUUCAAUUAGUUGAUGAUUUAUUAGAUUUCGUAUCAUCAACAGCGACAAUGGGUAAGCCAACAGCGGCUGACUUAAAACUUGGUCUUGCUACUGCGCCUGUACUUUUUGCAUGUGAACGAUAUCCAGAAUUAAAUCCGAUGAUAAUGCGCCGAUUCCAAGAGCCAGGAGACGUAGAAAAAGCUUUCGAAUUAGUACACAAGUCACAAGGACUAGACCAGACGAGAUUUUUAGCUAAAAAACAUUGCGAGGAAGCUAAAAGAUUAGCGGAAUCAUUAGCCGAGAGUCCAUAUCAAAAUUGCUUAGUUCGAGUCGGGGAUUUCGUCAUCGAUCGUAUGAAAUAGUUCUAAUAAUAAUUUAGAAAAAAAAAAUAACUCGAAAACCGAGCGAUUGAUUUAAAAUUCAAAUCGAUCGAUCCUCGAAGACAUAUUAAUAAAUAUUUUACAUCAAACCAUCGGGACAUUGAAAAUAAAAUUUGUAUUUCUUUAUAAAUAUUAAAUCAAUAAUUUUUUUUUUUUUUUUUUCUAGUAUGAGUAGUUCGGAAUGUGCGCUGUUAAUUUAAAAUAGUUAACAAAGUCUAACAUUAGAUAGUUAUUAACAAAUUAAAUCGACUUAACUGUUGAUUAAUGGAUAAAUAAAUAAUUAAUGAAUUGAUUAAAUGAGUUGUUGAUUGAUCGAAAUAUUUUUUUAGAUAAAAAUGAUUAAUUAUAUUUAAUUUAAUUUAAUGAUGUGACGUGUGAAUGAUUAAGAAGAGGUUUAAAGAGAAGGAGAGAGAAAGCGGGUAUUUUUUAAAAAGAUUUAUAAGGUUGUACGAUAGAUAAUUAUGUAUUGAUAAAAAAAAAGUAUAUAUUGAAAGAUAACUGGUUACUUUUGUCGUUUUAGACUCGAGACUAGACAUUAAAAUACUAGUCGAAUCUGGUAAUUUGACUAGACUAAUAAAUUACCGCAAUUUAAAUUUAUAAAUAUCUCUUUUAAAUAUAUAAAUGUAUGUAUAUAUAUUUAUAUGAGGAUAAAUAAUAUUGUAAUAAAAUUGCCUUAUUUUAAAAUAACGAUAAAGUUUUAAAUAAUUUAUUAAUGUUAAUUAAUUGACAAAUUUAAUAUAAUGAUUUAUACUAAAGUUUUAUAAGACCGUUUUUAAUAAAUAUUUAUAUUAAAUAAAUACAAAGUAUAGUUUGAAUUUAAAAAUUUAUAUGACGGUCUUAACUAUGUAUGUAAAUAAAAUAUUUAAUCUGGGCACAUUCGUUAAAACUUGAUAUUAAUUAUUUAGUUAGUUAAUUUAUUAAUUAAUUGAAUAAAUUAAUAAAAACUGUGUUCGAUUGUACAGAAUGCCUGCCAAAGAAAAUUAUUUUAAAAAUAAAAACGUCGAUCCAAUUAUUUUUUUUAUUUUUUACUUAAAAAAAAAAAAAAAAAAAAAAAAAAAAAAAAAUAUGUAGGCACAGUAUUCAAUAAUAAUAAUUAUCAUUACGUUUUUUUUUUUUUUUUUUCUCUAAUAGAACACAAGAAAAAUAAUUAAAAAAAAAAUAAUCUGCUCAAAUUUAUUUAUCAUUAAUAUAUGAAUAUUAAUUAAUUAAUUAUUAAUAGUAGAACUAAGAAAUGUAUUAAUGGUACUUGUAGUAAUGACAUGUAUAUAAAAUAUAUGAAAUCAUUUUUUAUUUUUCAAUGUCCCGAUCAACUGUUGAAGCGAAUGACAAAAAUGUUUUUUAAAACGAGAUCAAAUAAAUAAAUAUUAUUAAUUUGUUAUGUAGAUAAAUAAAUGUGUGUAAAUUUGUUGAAACUUAAUGCCACUGAGUUUAAAUAAUAUUUUUUUUCCGGAAUUAUCAACAACUUUUAUUUAUACGUCCGAUUUUUUUUUAAACAGAGACAAUAUAUAAAUACACAGAUACAUAUAAUAUAUUAUAUAUAGUAUUGUUAAUUAAUAAUAUCGAAUAGAUAAUUGUAACAAAAAAAGAGAUUUGUAAAUAGUAUAAUAAUUAAUUAUUAUUAUUGUCAAGUCAAAGGCCUCUACGCCUGAUUGAACAUUUGGUGUGGGUCAAUUAGGAUUUAUUAAUUUUAUUAUUAUUUAACAUCGCUAUAAUACUAUUUUAUUAACUUAAUUAUUACUGUAUGAGUAUUUUUAUAAUAUAAAUAAUUAUUAAAUCAAUUAUUAAUUAUUCAUUAUUUUUA